Messenger RNA from Micropterus salmoides (largemouth bass), 1374 nucleotides. RefSeq names its product lin-37 DREAM MuvB core complex component (gene lin37). The transcript is spliced from 9 exons. Gene Ontology annotation, cellular component: Myb complex; transcription repressor complex. Gene Ontology annotation, biological process: negative regulation of transcription by RNA polymerase II. The coding region runs from base 351 to 1085 and encodes 244 amino acids. The record is from RefSeq and is a predicted model, not a curated record. NCBI's taxonomy places the organism in Eukaryota, Metazoa, Chordata, Actinopteri, Centrarchiformes, Centrarchidae.
UGAUAUAAUAAUAAAACGUUUUAUUACAUUUCCACUGAAUGUAUUUAAACCGCCAAGGGGAAAUGUUAGUCAGCUAAUUGUUAUAGGCGGUGAACGUAGAUCAAAUUGGGCUUGCGAACUAGCUUUAAUGUUGUCCAAUGGUUAGCUGACUGUAGACGGUCUUAACGUCACCGCGGCUAGCUAGCUAACAUUAACGUUAGGAAGCAUGCGUCCUGUUGUCAUCCAACGUUAGUUACCAGCCGUUAUCAACCUGACAAGACACAUUUCUGUUACCGACAGUGAAUGUGUGGUUGUAAAACUGUGUUAACCUAACUUAACGUUACAUAUACGCCGUUAGAAAGGUGGAGAUAAUGCACCACGUCAAGAUCAAGACUGAAAGGCCAGAUUCAGAGGGGACAGGUGCACGAAGCAGAUUGGAUGCUGUAUUAAGUGGACUGGUAGAGAGGAGUGAAAAUGAAAGAGAGCAAAAUGAGGGUGAUACUGGGAAAACAUCAACGGACUCUUUAAACAAGGAUUUGUCUCCAUCAUCUGCUGGAAAAAGGCCAUCAACUCGAUUUCCCCAGCACCGGAGAAAGAAGCGAAAAGAGAUGGAUGAGGGCAUCCCAGAGAGCAAUCAGCAUAAACAAAAUUCCUACAUUAUUAAGUUGUUUGAUCGCAGUGUGGAUCUGGCUCAGUUCAACACCAGCACUCCGCUGUAUCCUAUCUGCCGUGCCUGGAUGAGAAACAAUCCUUCUGUUCGAGAGCCAGCUACUUCCCCAAGCCCCCCACACAGCAUGGCAGAGGAAGAGGCUACAGACAUGGUAAUCAAUGGUAAAGGUCAGAACGUGUACAGACUCCCUCCUCCAACCUCCUGUCCAACCAGCACCUCUGGUGAACCCAUCAAUCUCCGGAUCCCACAGACCGAAAAACCCACUGUUACCAAGUUAACCGAUUCGGGUCCUGUAUCAGGUUCUCUCAUUUGUGACCACAUGGAGCGUUGGAAAAAGAUAAGGCAAAAAUGGAAGGAGUGCUCUAACAAGAACCAGUUGAGAUACAGCGACAGUAUCAAGAUCCUUAAAGAGAUGAAGGAGCUCUAUGAUCACUGACUGGCUCUCCAGCACAGAAUGGACUAUGCAGUUGGAAAGGAGCCAUGGCACAGCAGUCAGUAUUUGAAUGCACCUGCCAUCUACUCAGUCAUACUCGUAGGAAAGCAUGAACAGAACUUUGAGCCUUAAAAAGACCAUAUGUCCUAUGCAUUGCAGAAAAAAAUAUUUUCAAGGAUGUUUGAGUUUGUUGCAGAUUUUUUAGGGGGACAUUGUAGUGUGAUGUGGGACUGUUUUAUUCAUAAACAUUCUGCAUAGAUGGCUGAAUAAAUGAACUUGCUCACCAACUUUC